Molecule: messenger RNA, 270 nt
Organism: Phytophthora nicotianae INRA-310
Lineage: Eukaryota; Oomycota; Peronosporomycetes; Peronosporales; Peronosporaceae
Exons: 2
Coding region: 1-270 (89 amino acids)
Source: RefSeq, a predicted model, not a curated record
AUGGAUAAAAUUCGGAAGGAGUGCACGCUUCGAGAGCUGAAGCUCCAUUCUAGAACCAACACGUCUAAGCGCAUCAAGGUUCUUUGUUGCUACGACAAGCUCUUCAAUAGCGGCGAAGGUACAAUAGCUGCCUCGGCUAUGGCAUCAGGGAGUACUCGGUGUACUAAGCACUACAUGUCCCGUUUACUCAACGUGUUGAUGUCGGAUGAGCUUGUAAAGAAGCUUGUCAAUGUCACUGGUAAAGGAGAAACUUUGAUAGGCAAGAUUUGA